Molecule: messenger RNA, 3947 nt
Organism: Protobothrops mucrosquamatus (brown spotted pit viper)
Lineage: Eukaryota; Metazoa; Chordata; Lepidosauria; Squamata; Viperidae
Exons: 7
Coding region: 35-3283 (1082 amino acids)
Molecular function (GO): hydrolase activity, acting on ester bonds
Source: RefSeq, a predicted model, not a curated record
GAGGAGGCCGGAGGGUCCAGGUCAUUUAGCCCCGAUGCAGCCGAGCAGGAGACGCAAAAUCGAGUGGGACGGCUUAGCUGGGAGCUCACCUGCGAAAUUCUGCAAGAGCACCGAAGCGCCGGCCCGGGUCCCUGCUCGCCCGAGGCCCGGCUGCAGCGGGCCGGCUGCCUUGGGGAAGCCUCGAGUCUUCGCCUCGGCGUCUUCGUGCAGGGCAUUCUCCCGCACUUCAUUCGCCGCCGAGGCUUCUUCCUCUGAUGAAUUUGAAGUAGACGAUGACCUCAGCGGUGGGCAAGACGCUCCUGUCUUCUUCAGCUUUCUUCCAAAGCCGGCCGCUUCCAAGAUGCCUACGAAAAAUAUGGCAUUUUCCUCUCAGGAAUCUCUGAAACUGAAGAUCAAGCAAGAAGAUUGCAGUGAUACAAGAAUAAACAUUGCAGCAGUCCCUGAAAGAAAAAGUGCUUUAAAAGAAAAGCGGGCUGAAUGUGGCCGGAAAAGAAUAAAAGGCCAAGAUCAGGAUGAGGGAUCUCGAUUAAUAUAUCGUAAAGCUCUGCUGAGUGUACUUGGGGGACAAUUGCAAGCCCAAAGAAAACUUUCAUCUCUAAAUGGAAUUCAUAAGGAAAGCCCUUCUAAAAAAGAGGAACUUGGAUCAAUUAACAACCUGAGACAAUUUUCAGUAGUAUCAGAAAUUAGAGAGCAACAAACUGGAAACAAAUCACAUUUUUUGAAAACUGCACCAAAGGAACGUAUUAAUAUUUCUGUUAAGCAAGGCAAUAAAGAAUCAUGUUGGUCAGAUGGCAGUUCAAGACAUGUAUCUGUAAUGUCAAGUUCAGAAGAAAAAGAACAAGAAUCCAACAUUCAGAAAGUUUCUUCGAAAUCAGAAAACUCUGCAGAAUUGUCAUUUGGGAAAAAAUCAGAACUUCAACAGGACUCCAACUUCAAAAAAGCUACUGCAAAAAAAGAAAAUAAAACUUUGAAGUACAGUACAAAAGAGAUUUCUAAACCAGCUGGUUUAACACUAAUUUCUAUUGUAUCAAGACCAGAACGUGAAACAGAUUUUCAGAAGGAUCCCAGCAUUGAGAAAACUGUUACAAAAACAAAUAAUAAAACCGUGUAUAGUGUUAAAGAAGUUUCCAAACCAAGGCAUGGUUCAAAACAUAGACAUAAACAAUCAAAAUCUGAAUAUGAGUUGGAAUUUCAACAGGUUUCCAGCUUUAAGAAGGCUGUUAAAGAAACAGAAGACAAAAAUUCUAAGUAUAGCAUAAGAGAACCUUCCAAACUGUUGGUUAGAUCAAAGCAAAGUCAUCGACUGUCAAGACUUGAGGAUGAACUUGAUGUGCAAGAAGAUUCCAGUGUUGAAAAAGCUUCUACAAAAAAAGAAAAUAAAACUAAGGGUAACACGAGAGAAUUUUCCAAACCGAUGGUUAUUUCCAAAUAUGUUCACAUAGAAUCAAGUUAUGAAGAUGAAGUAGAACUUUAUCAGGGAUCAGAGGACUCACAGGUUUCAGUAAAAGAAAAAAUAGAUGUUGGGCAGAGUAAAACUUGGAAAGAAAAUUGCCACUCAGAGCACAAAUUUAAAAGCAUGUCUAGCUGUUCACAAAUUGGAGAACAAAAAGAUAGGCAAGUCUCUCCUAAACAGCUAAGUAAAACCUCUGAUGGGAAUAUUUUUGCCAGCCAAAGUAAAAAAAAAUAUUGGAAAUCAGAAACCCACUUGAGAAGCAUAUCUGAAAAUUCAAAAUAUGAAGCUGAAGAGACCAAGCAGAAUAGCAACAAUCAGAAAGCUCUUAUAAAAGGCGUUAGUACUUCUGCAAAACAAAAAAACAUAGCAAAAGACAAAUUCAUUUCCUCCACUUCAUCUAAUACACAAAGUGAUGCCACAGAGAAGUUUGUGAAUUUCCAGACAACUGUUACUGUUGAAUCCUCUCAAUCAGUGUUUAUGGAUGAUUCGGAAACAGAUCAAAAGUGUAUGGAGCCCAAGAAAGAACUUUCAGCUGAAAAUAGUUUGUCUGACACAGAAGAUGGAGGACCACUGGUUACUUUUUCACAAGAAGAUUCCAUCCCUAACCACAGUCUUUCAGAACCAAUGGAAAUGUCAUUGUCAACAACGGAAUUUGUGAUGUAUCCUCCUCAUUUAUACAGUCAGAAAAUGAAUGAUUAUGCAAAAUACUGGACAAGCAGUCCAAAGCCAACACAUUCUUUUUCAAGCCCCACUGAAAACACUUCAUAUUCCAAUAAUCUCUGUGAUAUUUCUUUAGAAAGACCAAUAAAUACAUCAAAGGAUAAAAAACCUUCAGUGCAAAGUAUGCAAGAGAGAGAGUGGUCACAUGGUUCGUUAUUGGACUAUAAAGAGAAAAAAAGGCACCAUAGUAUGGAAAUAGGAACAUAUAUUCCUAUCUUCUCUUCAUCACGCAAGUCAGAUUCUUUCAUUAAUAAUUGUGUAAACCAGGAUUUGCCAAGGAGAUUGCCCAGAUAUUUAGAAGAAGGGUUUAUUGACACACACUGCCAUUUGGACAUGUUAUAUUCAAAAACAGGUUUCAGAGGCACUUUUUCUGAAUUUAGGGAAAUGCAUAGUAGCACUUUUCCUAAAGAAUUUCAGGGCUGUAUAGCUGACUUUUGUGACCCUCGUACUUUAAAAAACAACUUAUGGGAAGAUUUAUUAGAAGAAGACAUGGUUUGGGGGGCAUUUGGCUGCCAUCCACACUUCGCUCGUUAUUACACAGAAGUUCAUGAAAGAAAUCUUUUGCAGGCAAUGAGACACCCCAAAGCGAUUGCCUUUGGCGAAAUAGGACUGGAUUACUCUCAUAAAUGUAGUACAGAAAUUUCAAAGCAGCAUAAGGUUUUUGAGAGGCAACUGAAUCUAGCUGUUUCCUUAAAGAAGCCAUUGGUCAUACACUGCAGAGAUGCUGAUGCUGAUCUGUUAGAAAUCAUGAAAAAAUGUGUGCCAAAAGACUACAAAAUACACAGGCAUUGUUUCACCGGCAGAUAUAGUGUCAUUGAACCACUUUUAGACUACUUUCCAAAUCUGACUGUUGGAUUCACCGCGUUGCUGUCUUACCCAUCAGCAAAUGAGGCUAGAGAAUCUGUUCGAAAAAUCCCAUUAAGUAGAAUAGUGGUAGAAACAGAUGCACCUUAUUUCCUUCCUCGGCAGGUGCCAAAAAGUGUAAGCCGGUUUUCUCAUCCUGGAGUAGCUCUGCACACAGUGAAAGAAAUUGCCUAUCUCAAAGAGGUGUCAUUACCUGUCAUGUUAGCUGUUCUAAGGCGAAACACCAACAAAAUAUAUAACUUGUAAGAAGGUGCAUCAUAGAAGAGGGAAGAACUGAAGAGGAAAUGCUUUUGUAAAGUUAAUUUGAUCCUUUUAAAUUUAUUUUGUAAUGUAAGUAUAGAUCUGGAUUUGGAAUACCCUUUAAUAUCGUUUUUUAAUUCCUCCAAUUCUGUUAUUUGUUCCUGCUGUUUAAUGUGCCUCGGAUGUUGAUUUUAAUUCUAAGAGCUUUGUUUUUUUAAUCUUGUUAAUCCUUGGGGGCACAAACUCAGUAUUUUAAUUUUUCAAAAAAGAAAACAGAAACAAACCUGAAGUGCUCUUAAAAUUAUCAAGCUAAAUCUCAGUAUUUCUUCUGAGCAGCAAAAUCAUUCAACUGCUGCAAUUAAACAUUACCUAUUUAUCUAACAUAUGUAGAAAUAACCUCAAAGAAGUAAUGAAGUGUAUUUCCUGUUUCUGAUCAGUUUUUUCAAACAUACUAACACAUUUGCUCUUUUCACAGGAUAAAAGUAAAUGAUGAAUCAUUUUUUAAAGAGACACAAAUAUUGUUUAUGAAUACUUACUGAAAGUCAUAGAAAUUCCCUAGCUGCAUUAUGCUGAAGUGAAAAAUACCUGCAUGCAUACAGGUUAAUGAAACAAAGUUAAGGGAGUAAAAUAAGGUAUCAAGAUUAUUCAUUAAAGACUAAUUGACUUUUAA